GGGUGGAGUUAUCAACAGCCAUCAGUGUACCACCAGGAAUCUUAGCUUUGCUGUUUCUGAAUGUUUUUGGAAGAUGGUGAGAGACACUGUAGAACAGCAGGCAGAUGCUUUCAAAGCUACCCGUUUUAACCUGGAAACAGAGUGGAAGAAUAAUUUCCCCAGGACACGAGAACUUGACCGGGAUGAACUCUUUGAGAAAGCCCGAGGAGAAAUCUUAGAUGAAGUAGUGAACUUGUCCCAGGUGUCUCCCAAGCAGUGGGAGGAUGCUUUGUCUAAAAAGAUGUGGGACAAGAUGGUAACCCACAUAUUUGAAAACAUAUAUUUACCAGCUGCACAAACAGAAAAUUCUGGUACAUUUAACACUACAGCAGAUAUUAAGCUCAAGCAGUGGGCUGAUGGUAUGCUUCCCAAGAAAUGUGUUGAAGUUGGUUGGGAAACACUGGAAGAUGAGUUCAGAAAGUUCAUGGAGAGAGCCAAAAAUUCAAAGGACCAUGAUGACAUUUUUGACAGCCUGAAAGCCUGUGUUGUAGAUGAGGCAAUGAGGCGCCAUGAGUGGGAAGAUAAGGCUGCAGAUGUGUUGAGUAUCCAGCUAAAUGCCCUGGAGGAUAGGUCGGUCCAUGACAAGCAACAGUGGGACGCAGCUUUGCAAAUUCUUGGAGAAUCGGUUAAAGAUAAGCUUCACACCACUGAGUCUACCCUGAGAUGGUUGGACCAGCACCAAAGAGCAGUGGAUGUAUUGUCAUACCCAACAGAAGAGCAGAAAAGGAGAGCAGCAGUCAAAUCAGAGCUUGAAAAUAUCCUGAAGUCUGACUAUAAACACAAAAAUACCCUUACAUAUGAUGAAGUAACCCAAGUCCGCAAGAAUGCACAAGCCCAAGGAGUUGACGUAGACAACGAAUUUAUCCGUGAAACGUGGCAUCCUGUGUACCGAAGACACUUCCUCAGACGUGCCCUAGCAAAGGCAUAUGACUGCAGGAAAGCCUUUUAUGCUUACCAUCAAGGGCUUGAGGGAGAAUUAGGGGUGGAGUGUAAUGAUGUAGUACUCUUCUGGCGGAUUCAGCAAAUGAUUAGAAUAACAGCAAACGCUCUUAGACAGCAAGUUAUGAAUCGUGAAGCACGGAGACUAGAAAAAGAAAUCAAAGAAGUUUUGGAAGAAUAUGGUUGCGACCGUGACAAGAAAGAACACUUGUUGACUGGACGUCGAGUUAUGUUAGCAGAAGAACUCAAACGAGUUAGACAGAUCCAAGAAAAACUAGAAGAGUUCAUCUAUGCACUAAAUGCAGAGAAAUAAUGCAGGAGAAGAAAGAUUCCUU
Penaeus vannamei (Pacific white shrimp) is the source of this 1313-nucleotide messenger RNA. NCBI's taxonomy places the organism in Eukaryota, Metazoa, Arthropoda, Malacostraca, Decapoda, Penaeidae. The record is from RefSeq and is a predicted model, not a curated record.